Molecule: messenger RNA, 8669 nt
Organism: Fukomys damarensis (Damara mole-rat)
Lineage: Eukaryota; Metazoa; Chordata; Mammalia; Rodentia; Bathyergidae
Gene: Fermt1
Product: fermitin family member 1
Exons: 15
Coding region: 431-2707 (758 amino acids)
Biological process (GO): cell-matrix adhesion; integrin-mediated signaling pathway
Cellular component (GO): focal adhesion
Molecular function (GO): integrin binding
Source: RefSeq, a predicted model, not a curated record
UGGGAUGGCCACUGUGCAGGCUCGAGACCCCUGUCUCCGUCCUUGCUGCAGCCCUUUGCAGCUCAAGGUAGGUGUUGAACUAGAAACGAUUUCCUGGUUCUGGGCAUCGGCCACGCGGAGCAGACUUUCCGUGCAGUCCCAGGCACUGCCUUCACUGGGGCAGGGACAGCAUUGCAGCAUAAUGGACAGACAGACACCGGCAUGGCAGAAGACGGACCGAGUAGUCCUGGCCACGGGACACCUCUGACCCAACACUGGAAUGUCGGAGCUUCUUUCCACCACCCUUUCUUCCCUCUGAUUUUCUGGGAUUCUCGCUGUGCUACUCACUUUGGUCUCCUUGGUUGGACGCCUUUCCCAGCUGAAGUUUGCUGUUCCCUGCAAGUAACAGCUUGCUGCCUUCCAGAAGUUCCUUCGGAAACGGAGGCGCAGAAUGAUGGGAAAGGAAUGUGGGGAAACCAGAUUGCCCGAUUUUAGGUGGAAUUUUCAAUGCGAAGGACUCUCCAUCUCUGGCCUGUGGGAGAAGUGUCUGGUCCCCAGGUUAGAAGACCUUGUAUCUGAUCACCGAGAAACAGUCACCUUAAAGGAAGGCUAUUUUCUUAGGGUCUCCUACAGUGUCCUCCUCCUCCGUCUGAUCAGAUCUGCCCCUUACCCAGCAGACACUGCCAGAGUCACAAUGCUCUCCUCCAGCGACUUUGCAGCUGCAUCCUGGGAGCUCAUGGUCCGAGUUGACCACCCGAAUGCAGAGCAACAGCGGGACGUCACCCUUAGGGUGUCCGGGGACCUGCAUGUGGGCGGCGUGAUGCUCAAACUGGUGGAAGAGAUCAACAUCGCCCAAGACUGGUCGGAUUUCGCUCUGUGGUGGGAGCAGAAGCAUUGCUGGCUUCUGAAAACCCACUGGACCCUGGACAAAUGUGGGGUGCAGGCCGACGCCAGGCUUCUCUUCACCCCUCAGCACAAGACGCUGCGCCUCCGCCUGCCCAACCUGAAGACGGUGCGGCUGCGCGUCAGCUUCUCCGCAGUGGUGUUCAGAGCUGUCAGCGACAUCUGCAGAGCCCUGAAUAUUAGAAGAUCAGAAGAACUUUCCUUGUUAAAGCCUUCUUGUGACUAUUUUAAGAAGAAAAAAAAGAAAGACAAAAGCAAUAAGGAGCCUGUAAUUGAAGAUAUUCUGAACCUAGAGAGCUCUCCAACAAGUUUGGGUUCGCCGGGAAGUGCUGGCUUAUACAGCAAGACCAUGACUCCCACCUAUGACCCCAUCAACGGGACUCCGGUGUCGUCCACCAUGACGUGGUUCGGUGACAGCUCCUUGGCGGGGCAAAGCUGCAGCCUCCUCGCCUCCAGCCAACCCCCCCAGCCCCCAGAAGCACUGGCUGAUAUGUUCCAGCCUCGGUCCCUGGUGGAGAAAGCCAAGCUUAACGCAGGUUGGCUGGAUUCGUCGCGCUCCCUCAAGGAACAAGGCAUCCAGGAGGACGAGCAGCUGCUGCUACGAUUUAAAUACUACAGUUUCUUUGACUUGAAUCCGAAAUACGAUGCUGUCAGAAUAAACCAGCUCUACGAACAAGCCAGGUGGGCUAUUCUCUUAGAAGAAAUCGACUGCACAGAGGAAGAAAUGUUGAUCUUUGCAGCACUCCAGUAUCACAUCAGCAAGCUGUCACUGUCCACUGAAUCUCAGAAUUUUACGAAUGAGUCUGAGGUUGAUGAAGUUGAAGCUGCACUUUCUAAUUUAGAAGUGACUCUCGAAGGUGGAAAAUCAGACAGCACUUUGGAGGACAUUACUGAUAUCCCUAAACUUGCCGAUAAUCUCAAAUUAUUUAGGCCCAAGAAGCUGAUACUAAAAGCUUUCAAACAAUACUGGUUCGUCUUUAAAGACACAUCUAUAGCCUACUUUAAAAAUAAGGAACUUGAACAAGGAGAACCAGUAGAAAAGCUAAACCUCAGAGGCUGUGAAGUUGUACCAGACGUGAAUGUAGCAGGGAGAAAAUUUGGAAUCAAGUUACUAAUCCCUAUUGCUGAUGGCAUGAAUGAAGUGUAUCUGAGAUGUGACCAUGAGAAUCAGUAUGCCCGGUGGAUGGCUGCCUGCAUCUUGGCGUCAAAGGGCAAAACCAUGGCAGACAGCUCCUACCAGCCUGAGGUCCUCAACAUCCUUUCAUUUCUGAGGAUGAAAAACCGGAACUCAUCAUCUGAUGUGGCUUCCAGUCUCGAAAGCAUGGACAUGAACCCAGAGUGUUUUGUGUCUCCUCGGUGUGCGAAAAAGCACAAGUCUAAACAGCUGGCAGCCCGGGUCCUGGAAGCCCACCAGAACGUGGCCCAGAUGUCCCUUAUCGAAGCCAAGCUGCGGUUCAUUCAGGCCUGGCAGUCCCUACCAGAGUUCGGCCUCACCUACUACCUUGUCAGGUUUAAGGGUUUCAAGAAAGAUGACAUUCUGGGAGUUUCAUACAAUAGGUUGAUCAGAAUUGAUGCAGCCACUGGGAUUCCAAUUACAACAUGGAGAUUCACCAAUAUGAAGCAGUGGAAUGUCAACUGGGAAAUCCGGCAGGUGGCGAUCGAGUUUGACCAGAACGUCUCCAUUGCCUUCACCUGCCUGAGUGCGGAUUGCAAGGUUGUGCACGAGUGCAUCGGCGGCUACAUUUUCCUGUCCACCCGCUCCAAGGACCAGAAUGAGACCCUGGACGAGGACCUCUUUCACAAACUGACUGGUGGUCAGGACUGAAGCAAAGCAGGCCCGUUUGGCCUGCACCGAGGAGACGCGUCCUCCCUGGGCAAAUGGGGUCCGUGGAGCGCGUAGACCUGCCCGGUGGGCGGUUGGACUAGUGCAGAACAGGUCCACCAGGGGACUCCCGGACCCUCGCCUCAUCGGCACACUCCAGCACACCUCUGUGCCCACCUCGCCCUGUGCCAGCUCCGCGCAGGGGCCUCAGUUGUCGGCUCUGUACAGGGGGAGGGUGAGAAGAGGUGGUGCUGCCGGGCUCCGCCAAGGCCCAGUGUGGAGCUCCAGGGCCGUGCUAGACGUGCUAGACGUGUUCAUCUGCCUCACUGCUAAGUCAGUGUCGGAGACAGUAGGGGAAAAUCGUGUAUUGAGUACGACUCCUAAUACACAAACUCAGGUAUGAAGAGAAAUAGGUCUUUUCUUACUGAAGUAGAUGUUAGUCCCGUCCUGUCUACACACACUUUCUCCUUGGAGAUGGAGGAAGUGAGGGUGUGGGGCCGGGUUAUGGGUACCACUUGGCACAAGCGGUCUUCGGAGUCAUCCUUUAUUGCAGUGACAUCUGCCGAGGUGACCAAUGACCCCUCUGGUCUUGGUUGCCCCUCCUCUCCUGUUACUGCUGCCACCCAGAGCCCCCGUCCCACUCCUGGAGAUCCCAAUAACAUUAAAGUCCUUCUUGAAGGCAUGGGUGACAACAGGGGCAAGGAAAGUUAUUCUUCAACCCAGAUCCACACCUCAACUGCUGCUGCUGUGGAUGGGGUUCGGGAAGGCAGGCAGUUCUUUAUUCACAAACCACCUCCAUUAUUUCCCAAGGAGUCUAGUAGGGCCCCACCCAGCUGGUCGAGGAGCGAGGCAGACUGGAGACCACCACGUUCAUGGUCUGUGUGGUAGGGAAAGACUCCUGGGACCCCGUGUCCUCCUGGACUUGCCGUGAUGCCCAGCCUUUUCCCUCAAGGCCUUUGACUUCCAUAAAACACAGUCCAGUACCAGGACCCUCUUCUCUGCUUCCUGCUAUAUCAUCCUGUCCUAAGUUUUCAGCCUGGGCCAGUUACCUCCUGAAUCAUCACCCACCAUUUUGGUUUAUUAGUGGUGGGAGGAGUGAGUUUGGAGGAAGUGAAAAGUGAUAAUAGAAGUAAAGGGAGAUAUCAAAUAUUUUAUUUCUUUAUAAAUAUUGUACUGCCACCCAAAGAACCUGAGUCGGAAGGAGAAGCCGAGUUCCAACUGCAUUUCCAGUUCACUUGGAUUGCACCCCUCGGGGGCCAGGCCAGGGCCCCGAAGCCCACCAGCCCCCAGCCCCAGCUGUCAUCUUUUUUCCCAUAAAGCUACCUGAAAAGCAGGAUCUCAGCAAGUCCAGCAGCUGCAUGGACUCAGCCUUGGGGGAGACCCAUGGCCCCGGGCCAGAAGCUCCCCUCUGGGCAUUCUCUGCUUAGACAUAUUCCUGAAGCUCCCAGGCACCAGCUGAAUUUCUGAGACGUGGCUCAAAGCUCAGGCAUGGUUUUAUGUGUGGAAAAUUUGGUUCCCAUUAUAGAGAAUCCUGUGCUACUGUGCUCAGCUUGGAGCUGGUCAUUUCUCUGUAGCCCAGGGCUCUAUGUGAACCUGAACAGGUCUUUCAGAUCAUAAUGGACUCUCCAUAAAAUGGUGCAUCUUCAUCCCACACCUUGUCUGCUGCCAAGGAGAUCAACGCUCCGUGUCCCAUGGGCAGGCCAAGGCCACUCCACCCCCACCUUAGCUUUUCAUGGUGGGCUGAUGUCUCCAGGGAAACACUCCCUGGAAUUGACUGGUUUUCACUAAGCUGCCUGUAAGGUUAGCACUUUCAGGAGAGCGUUUCCUCUAUAACUAACUACACAAACAUCGCAAGGGAGUAGUGGGGCAAAAUGACCUUAAACGCACUGUUCCAAAGAACAAAUCCAAAUUUCUCCUACACUGGGUACAAAAGGGCACCUGACUUCCUAUGAUGAAAUUUUAAAUGAAUGUGUUCCUUUCAACACUGGUUGCUGUCUUAGCUACCCCAGAUGCUUCGAUCUGCAUUUUUUAUUUUGUAUGGCUUUUUUAAUUACAAGGUUUAUAUGGAUGUGAAUAUAGUCCAGUUGUGUCCUCUUUACUGCUGUGUGCCGUCUCUUUAAAGGCAAAUGAAUCCUGCUAGGAAAGAGGCCUUUCGGGUCUGAUGAGCACCUCUCCCUGCCAUCCCAGAUUCCAGCACAGGCUCUGCAGUCCUCUGAAGUCACCGAGAUAGAACCUCACAGCCUCCAAGGCUGGUGGCCAAACAGAGUUAGGCAGGUAAUGUGGGUAAUGGUGCCCAGUUUAUAGAUACUGUAAUCCUUCCUGCCAUGCUUACAGCAGCCCACAGAGGGGAAGAACACUUGCUGCCUCUUUCUACAGGGAAAAUAGGCCCAGAAAGUGGAUAACUUGCUCACAGCCUCAUGGCCCAUAACGAACCAGGCUCCAAAGCCAGGUGUAUCAUAACCCAGCAAACCCUACCCUCCCUCAUCCACUUGUGCCCCACUCCUAGCCCAGAUGUGGCGUCCCUGACUCAGGGUCCCCACAGCAAGCUCAUGCUGGUAGAACAGCCAGAAGAUAGCAGCUGCUCCAGAGUUAGCUAGGAGAGGGGGAUGGAUCAGUAGGUCUGGGAGUCACAGAAAUGAGGAGCUUGAGUAUUUUUUUAUUAUUAUUGGUGCACAUGUUUGCAGUAUGUAAUGUUUACAUUCCUUGUAAGGAAGUAUUCAAUUUUUUAUUUUGGGAAAGUCUCGAGGUCAGAAAAAUGAACUGAGUUAUUUGAACACUCACCUUUCGGCCAUAGGCACCAGAGAGCAAGGUAUGUUGCAAUAUUUACUUUCUGAAAUCACUUAAAAGGUAUUUUUCGUAUACUUACCAGAUUCCUUUUCCACCUCUACAUUCAGGACCUCUGUUCAUUUCGUUAUUUUCUUAUACAAACCUGACUUUCUGGCCUCUUCCCUUCAUCCUCCCCACCCCAGAGUCUCCCAGAGGCAGAUGGGCAGUAGGAGGACUUUGCCUUUCAGCCUCCCGCCCAUGGACUCCUAAGUCCUGGAGCUUGACUGGGAGAUGCAGAGGUCGGCGCUUGGCUCUCACUUGUGUUCGGGCUUCCCUGUCUUUGGACAUCGCCGAGGUGGUGUGGAAAUACUGAGUGCUAUCGAAGGAGGGAGAGAGAAAGCCACCGGUCCUCUGUUCUGUCCCCACAAACACCUGUGCUGCCCUGCUGUCCUUGGGACGGUAACUUCUUAAUGAGGAAAAUUUCUGGCUACCUGAAGGGAGGGUCCUAAGAGAUUAAGCCAUCCCUAUGCCCAGAGUUACGUGGAAGCCAGGCUGGGUGGUUUAGAGAAAGCUUCAGGAGCCUCCUGGCAUUUCCCCACAUCGCAUGCAGAACCAAGAAUCAGUGCUACGGCUUGGGUCGGGGCUGUCUCCACCGGACCUCACUGACCGGACAGUGUAGCGGGGCUGAGGUGGGUGGGGCCUGUAGAGAUGCUCCAGCCGUGGGAGCUUCACCUUCACCAAGGGUUUAAUGUAGCCCACAAGAGCAGAUUCAUUUUCCAAAAGUGGUUUGUCAUAAGCACGUGGCCCCUUGGUCCUGUCCUGUGCCCACUUGUCCUUCUGCUUUUCCACCAUGCAUGGAGCAGCAAAGGCCUCAUAGAGCUUUCCCUGUAGAUUCUCUGAGGCUCCUAACAAUAGUGGAAAAUGUCCUCUCAACGUAGCUUCCUCUGCCUCCCUGUGUGACCUUGACAAAGACCCUGAGUCUCCUACUGCCUGUCCUCCGCUUGGUCCUGGAAGAGAGCCCUGUAGCUGCUCCUCACCCUCCUGGAACUGUUUAUCUCCUUUGCCCUGGAAGCAAGAAGUGCUUUUUUUUUUACUGCUCCUGAGGCUGCAAAAGUGGGGAGGAGGCAGAGCCCUUAGUGAGGGGAGCAGCAAAACUCAGGGCCCAGAAGGAUCCAAAACCCCAAGUUUUGCCUUCUAAUGCAAAAGAUGCCACCAUUAUAGGCCUUGGUGACAAGGUAGGUGCAUUAAGGGGCCCAUUUGGGUCCAGCACCUGGUAAAGGACACUUCACUUGUGCCACUAUGGCCAUGAGGAGACAGCAAGGACAGCCAUCCAGGCAGCACUCGGAUGUGGUGGGACAUUCAGUGGCCAGGGAGCACUCGAGGUGAAGAUCUGACCAGGCACUUGCCAAAAAGCCCUGGAUCUCUAUGCUGUCACUUAACUUCCUGAAUGUUCGCAAAGAACCAAGAUUGGCAGCCAGGCCAGACCAUGGGACCCAGUGUUAUCAAAAAAGAAGAAAAACAAGAUUCAGCACUAGUGUUUCUUUUCCAGGAGUUACACACAUCCAAUUUGGACUUCAAAACAGAAGCGCCUUCAUUGCUGUUGAGGGUCAGGGGCCACCCACUAAGCCCAUGUGGACUGCAUCUCUCUACUCCAAGUGUGGUCCUGGGCCACAGCAUUUGUCAGAGGUGCAGGAUCGGGACAAGGAGGGUGAGGGCAAAGCACCCAGGGCACCUUGUAGAGGCCUCCACUGUCAAUGUGCCAGCAGAACUUCACCCUCUGUGUCAGUCCCCUGGUUGUGUAACUUGAAGUGCAAAGUAGGCUGAAAGUCUUAAUCAAUCAGAUGUGCCCUGGGGUGAGAGAGAGAACAGAAGGCUGAAUGGCUCUGCCAGCCAUUGUGCCAGUGAGUGCCAUCAGCUCUCACCUCUCCGAAGACCAGUCUCAGCUCUAGCGAACACUGCAGGGCCAGAAGAAUUAGCUCACAUAGCAAGGGCAAUCCCUAGUGAGUGCCCAGAGUCCUCUCGCCUGGUCCUCUGGUCAGGUACGGACUGUCAGCCCCACGGCACAAAUCAGGAAGUGUGAAGGGUUGUGCUGGUGAUGGUUGGCACCUCUGUGGUCCAAGCCAGCGCUGGUUUGCCCAUUCCUAGGGUGCGAAGACCCCCCACUGCUGACGUGACAUCAGUACACACAGGCUUGGGGUCGAGGUGAACAUGCAGCUCCGGCAGGGACCAACCCAUCACAGCACGCAGUGGAACGGUGUACACAGAGGUCAAGAGAUUUGCCGUGGUCACCAGCUAGUGUAUGGGCAUCGAGGAUUCGAAUCCAGCCCUUGCAACCUGCACUGCUCUUUAGUACUCCCUGUAUUUCCCAUGGGAAUGCAAGGCCUCCUGGGCUAAGCGUCCUAGGUUGUCUUAGAUUGUAGUGUUGUCCCAGAGCUGAUUUUUCUAGGAUCAUAUUUGAGGAAGGCCCUCUGAACUCCAUAGAUGUUGUUCUCCCUUCCAACUGCUUUAAACUACAUUUCAGAUGCUACAAUGAGAAAUUUUCUACUGAAGAACUCGGAUCUUAAUUCUUGACCCACUUGUCCAGUAGGACAUCUGUUUGCCGGUCUGGGCCAGAGGUGGGGUCAAGGCCAGGAAAUGUCUGCCUUUUUCCCAACAAAGAGAACACCGAACCCUGACCUGAGACACCCCAUGCCGCUCCCACCCCCACCGCUGGUUGGCCCAACUCUCACUUUUGCCCGCAAACAGCUAAUGCCAUUUCCCACCAGACAUAGGCUGUCUUCCAAGGCUGAGUGAAAUGUCUGAAUCCUGACCUUUUCCCCUCUUCUUAAAUGAUUGUUUGAACUUUGCAAGUAUUGAGUAAUCAGUUCCUAGUAAGUGACCCAAGCAAAGUUCCCUCUAGGACAAGGAGGCACAAACAGCAAUGAGUUUGGGGUGGGAAAUGUACUUGUGCUAGUUUGGUCGGGUCUGAGAUCACAGGGAUUUGUGGGGUACACCCAACCUAGUGGUCACAUAUUUAAGAAAUCCUACCUGGGGCCAGGCAUUUAGCUCAGUGGUUCCACCGCCUGCCUUGCAAGCGAAAGUUCCCGAGUUCAAUCUCUGCUAGGAAUACUACCUGGUUUAUGUAAUUCAAUGAAUUCAUGGGCAAUAUUUGUUCUUUGAAAGUUAUUUUAGUCAUUGUUAAUAUUAUGUUACAAACAAA